AUGCAGCACCACGAAACCGAAGCAAAGCUUACUUCACCUUCGGACGCGGAUAUGUCUCCUUCGACGAACAUGGCAGCAUUGUCCUGUUUACCAGAGGAGCUGCUCGAUGAUAUCACGGGAUAUAUGAAACAACGCGACCUCGCUCAUAUUUGCCUCGCGACGCACCAGCUGCGACGUAUCGCGAACGAAAAGCUCUACACCAACCUUACCCUCAACGAGCGUUACUCCGGAAGCUACCACUGCGCGGUCGAACAAGUCUUCUCCUUUGCGCUCGCGCUCCUUCACCGGCCUGAACUAGCAUCUAGCGUUCGCAAGCUCUCGAUGAGUCUUAUAAGAGGGCAGCCAACCUCGCCUCCCAAAUGGUCAUCUGACGACAUCGCUAAAGCACUACGAGUGAUCGACGACAUGGGUACCAAAGGCACUGGUUGGGCCAUCCGUGUGCCAGACUGGAAAGCGCGUUUACUUUCUGGCGACGGCAAAGCUUGUGGUGGUCUCAUUCUCGCUUUACUUCCAAAUCUGGUCGAGUUGGAGAUAGAGAUCCUUGCCACUAUGCCUGACUUUCGUGUAGCGGACGACGAUGUUGAGUAUAACGAACGCAUUGUAUGGUCCCAUCAGCGUUACGCAGAGGAUCCUCUCGACAAACUCUUUGGAAAGCCUGGGUACUAUCUCUUGGAAUUUCUAAAACCCAAACGCACCGAUCCGAUCAUGUCCUCUCGGAUGAAAGGAUUCCUCAACGCAAGAAUCAGGAACCUUGUCAACAGACCAGCUUUGGAUUUAUCCCAGAUCUGUGGCCUCAAGAAACUCGAAACUUUGCGGUUCUUCGGCAGCCGUCUUGACAAGCAAUGGUGUACUCUGCCGAAGCUGCAGUGCUUAGAGGUCGCGCGAGAAUGCAGGGUCCCCGCUUCAUUCGUCGCUCCUGCUGUUGAUACCCUUCAACUUGAGCUUGCUAGCUGUGUCGCAAAGGAAGUUGAUCACAACGGGGCGCUCCAUGCCGGGUUUCUUUCGGCCACAUCGUUCCCACGGUUGGAACAUCUCUCCAUCCAGCUCACCAACUUCCACUCGUCUGGCGGCUUCUCUAUUGUCAAACCUAUCCUUAAAGACUCCAAGCGUGCAAAGAGUAAUAGGAUGGUUUAUUGCCUUUCUCGGGUUGCGCCUAGCCUCAAAACCCUCUCAGUGAGCGCGUACGAUAGCUUCGACCAAGAGUUCUUGAAGUGGAUGGGGCCGGUCCCCACCUUUACUUCCUUCAAGCAGCUGGAAACCCUUACUAUACCACAAGAUCUUCUUCUUGGCGAUGGUUUUCCGAAUCCUUGCAAGCUUCUUCCUGCUAGUAUACAGGUGAUUGAGCUUCUUCACCCAAGCGUCAAGGCCUUUGCUUGGCUCGACGCGCUCAACAAAGCUCACCACUUCUUCCAGGACCUGAAAGCUGUGUAUUUGAUCUUUGAAAACGCCCAAGAUGACCAGUGCGUCGCGAUGUACGAAAAAUACAGCGAUUGGAUCGCGGGUCGCAAGAUGCACUACGAAGUGAUCCUGCAAUGUCCUCCUGCCGAGCGCGCGAUAUGCGACACAGUACCGGAAGAGGAAAACCCACGAGCCUAUCGAAUAUGGGCACGCGCUGAUGAGCGGGUAGUACCAUCUUUCGACGAUGAAGAAGCCUUUCCAACACUUGUGCCAUUGACCAAUGACUCAGAGGCGACCCAUAGACGGCAAGCUAGCCACACUUUCCGCAUCUCAUACGCCUCAUGCGCAAAGGAAUGGUAUCAAAAGAUACAGGUCGCGACUCCGAGGACCUCCAAACAAGUAGAUAAUGACUUGACCGUUUGA
This is a messenger RNA of Alternaria hordeiaustralica, 1821 nucleotides long. RefSeq lists its product as uncharacterized. Gene Ontology annotation, molecular function: protein binding. Lineage: Eukaryota; Fungi; Ascomycota; Dothideomycetes; Pleosporales; Pleosporaceae. The transcript has a single exon. The record is from RefSeq and is a predicted model, not a curated record. The coding region runs from base 1 to 1821 and encodes 606 amino acids.